This is a messenger RNA of Pteropus alecto (black flying fox), 3326 nucleotides long. RefSeq names its product RAB6A, member RAS oncogene family (gene RAB6A). Gene Ontology annotation, molecular function: GTPase activity; GTP binding. The record is from RefSeq and is a predicted model, not a curated record. Bases 388 to 1104 code for a protein of 238 amino acids. The transcript is spliced from 9 exons. Lineage: Eukaryota; Metazoa; Chordata; Mammalia; Chiroptera; Pteropodidae.
UUGGGCUGCGGCGGCGGCAGCUGUGGGAGCUGAGGCACUGCGUGGUAGAGGUCCCAGACGUCUGCGGCUCUGGCUCCGCAACCCUUCGCCUCUCACCCGGGUUCUGAGAACCGAACGGCGCUAGCCUUGGGAACUCGUGGCUUCUUCCGACACCGCCCUCCUUCCUUUCCGAGCCGCGGGCCUAGCUCAGUGCCAGGCGACUCCGCAGGGAGGUGGCGGCGACGGCUGCCUGUCUGUGAAGAGCAGUCCUGUCCCCCAGCCUUGCUUCGCCGCCGGGCCCUACAGGGGCCGAGAGAGCCUGCCCUUCCCUUCGCCCUUUUGGUCAACUGGUUGGAAUAGCGUCGGCACGGGAGGUCUCUGGACUGAGGCGGCGGCGGCGGCUCCAUCAUGUCCGCGGGCGGAGACUUCGGGAAUCCGCUGAGGAAAUUCAAGCUGGUGUUCCUGGGGGAGCAGAGCGUUGGAAAGACAUCCUUGAUCACCAGAUUCAUGUAUGACAGUUUUGACAACACCUAUCAGGCAACAAUUGGUAUUGACUUUUUAUCAAAAACGAUGUACUUGGAGGAUCGAACAAUCAGGCUGCAGCUGUGGGAUACUGCGGGUCAGGAACGUUUCCGUAGCCUCAUUCCCAGUUACAUCCGUGAUUCUGCUGCAGCCGUAGUAGUUUACGAUAUCACAAAUGUUAACUCAUUCCAGCAAACUACAAAGUGGAUUGAUGAUGUCAGAACAGAAAGAGGAAGUGAUGUUAUCAUCAUGCUAGUAGGAAAUAAAACAGAUCUUGCUGAUAAGAGGCAAGUGUCAAUUGAGGAGGGGGAGAGGAAAGCCAAAGAGCUGAAUGUUAUGUUUAUUGAAACUAGUGCAAAAGCGGGAUACAAUGUAAAGCAGUUCAGCAAUGUUUAUGGACCACUUAAAUCUGAGCAUUUUGCACGGUAUGUUUUUCAGCCAAGUGAGAGUUUAAAACUGCCUUUAAAUCCCAACUCAAAUGUUGUUGCAGCAGCUUUGCCUGGCAUGGAAAGCACACAGGACAGAAGCAGAGAAGACAUGAUUGACAUAAAACUGGAAAAGCCUCAGGAGCAACCAGUUAGCGAAGGAGGCUGUUCCUGCUAAUCCCUCAUGGCAUCUUUAGCUUUCCUCCAGAAGCUCACUGCUUUGGCCCCCUUACACUUUCAUUGACUGCAGUGUGAAUAUUGGCUUAAACCUUUUCCCGUCAGUAAUAACGUAUUGCAAUUCUUCAUUGCUGCCUGUCUCGUGGAGAUGAUCUAUUAGCUUCACAAGCACAAAAAAGUCAGUGUCUUCAUUAUUUAUAUUUUACAAAAAGCCAAACGAUUCCAGCAUAAUUCCAGUGGUAACUUUGAAAAUUAGGUACAUAUUCUUAACUUUUUUUUCCUUUUUAAUGUUAUGGUAAUGCACUUCAGAAUGAUGGAAAUCUCAACAGUAUGUGGCUUGGUUAAGGAACAGUUGUUCAUAUUAGCACUUGCCUACCUACUUGAUCUCUCCCUGCUUUUAUCACCUCUCUCUUACCGCAUUCCUUAUUGUUACUUUUCCUCCCUCAAAACAAGAGGUGGCAAAGCAGCAAUCAGGCCAAACCCAUUGGAGUUGUCCUUCAAUUUUAGUGAUCCCACUUGUUCUAGGCCUUCUGUUAAGAUAUCCAAUAUUAUUCUUGAGCACUGAUAUUAAAAUUAGACAUUAUUUGAGGUCAAAACUCAACUAUCAUGGUAAUCAGUGCUUGAAUAAGAAAAAUGUUUUGGUGCAUCUUUAAAAUGAGUCCUAAUGAACAUAGUACUUACAAGUAAAUGAACACAAAAUGUAUUUCUGACCAAACAACCCUUUCACAUGUUAGACUCUGGGAGAGAAAAGUAAAAGUGCUUCAGAACAAGUUGUUAUUAUUUCUUCUAAUGAACUGUUUCCCCCAAGAUUUUAAAAUUGUCAGGAUAAUCUGUUAAAAAAGAAAAAUAUUUUUAAGCAAUAGACUUCUCUUAUUUAUUUAUUUUUUUUAAUGCUAUGCAGGCAAGGCACUAUAGAAAUCAAAUUCCUUUAAGAACCAGUGGAAAAAAAAUUUUUCCCCCCCAGUGGAAGAAUUUAAAUUUGGCACCUGAUCAGAACUAUAACCAGUAGAAACAAUGAUCUCUCAGGCUUAAGCAUCCUCAACAAAAUAGCAAAUAUUUUGCUCAGGAUAUUUGUGGUCAAAUUGACAAAAUAGCAAAUAUUUUGCUCAGGAUAUUUGCGGUCAAAUUGAAAAUGGCAAGUUUCCUAUAGAGCCCCUAGAGGCAGAUCUGAAAAAGCGUACUUAGAAGAGGAAAAGGAGAGAAUGGAAAUGAAAAUAUUAUGCAGAUUUAUGCCUUAUUUUCUAGCUUUUUUUAAAUGUUGGGUCUUUCAGGCUGGUUUGCUUUUUAUUAGAUCUGUAUAGUUUGGUUAAUUAACUAGUGAUUUAGUUUUAUAUUUAAGCUACAGUUAAUCUUUUUGGUGAUAUUUAUUUCUUUGCCUUUUUUUAAACUACUUUCAAUUUUUAGAUGUUUUGUUCAAUAUAUUUAGAGCUUCAUCACCAUGGCAAUAUGUAUUUCCCUUAAAACACUGCAAACAAAUAUACUAGGAGUGCACCAUUUUAAUCUUUACUAGUUAUUGUGAGAUUGCUGUGUAAGUUAAACACAUUUGUAAAUACAUUGUUUGCAGGAAGAAAAUUUAUGAGUUAACAGUUCAGGAAAAGCCUGCUGAAGUUAUGUUGUAAGCAUUACUUAACACAGUGUAAAGAUGAAAAGACAACAAAAAUAUCUUCAUACUUCCUCAUCCCCUCAUUGCAACAAAAACCCUUAACUGGGAGAACCUUAUUCCCCUCCUCUAACCUCUUCCUCCCCCACUUCCUACUUACUGUCUCCUUGUAAUAUUCAGAGAGCACUUGGAUUAUGGAUCAGAAUAGAGAUAUGCUUUCAGAUAAUCAUUAGCCCACAUACCAGUAACUCACAGAUGGGAUGGAGUUGUAAAGUGCUUUUAUAAUGCAAUAUUACUGUUGAAGGCAAGGGUUGACUCUUUUGUUUUAUUUUGACAUGGCAUGUCCUGAAAUAAAUAUCAAUUCAAUAUGGCAGAUGGGUUAUACUCUUUAUUUGGAAGAAGUUGUGAUUUCUGAGGUGGGGGUGAUUACCUUCCUAUCCUGUAGCAUUUGAUUCUUUUUAUGUAUCUUUAAGACAGUAACCAGUUAUGCUGCUUUUAAUAUUGGUAUGUUUAUUUGCUUGGGGUUCUUCAACUGAAGCAGUGAAGUGUGUUCAUAGACCAGAUUUUUUUUAAUAAACACAAUUUUACUCUCAAAAAUAUAAAUAAAAGAAAACAAUUAUUGA